Molecule: messenger RNA, 1656 nt
Organism: Cydia pomonella (codling moth)
Lineage: Eukaryota; Metazoa; Arthropoda; Insecta; Lepidoptera; Tortricidae
Exons: 2
Coding region: 521-1630 (369 amino acids)
Source: RefSeq, a predicted model, not a curated record
AUUCAAUUGCAGUGGCAUCUUCAUUUAGGCGCUUGGCAUAAUCACUAACUAAUAAUAUACUGAUAUAUACACAUAAUCAUGCCUAUUUCCCGGAGGGGUAGGCAGAGACCACGGAUUUCCACUUACUACGAACUUGACAUACAUAAAUAAAAUUGGAUCAAAAGGUGUUCAGUAUGAACAAGAUUGUCACCUCUUUAAAAUAUACUUACUUUACUCUUUGGAUAUAACACAAUCACCAAAAAGUUAUGCAUUGAAGAACAAAAACGAACGUAAGAAGUUAUAUUCUGACAUUUUUGUCAGAAGUUUUAUUUAAAAUUUCUUGAGAAAAUUUCAAUGUUGAUCGUCAUAAUAUUUAUGUGAAUCUAAAGUUUUUCCUUUUCAAAUUAUUCAAAAUUAUAGCAAGCAUUUUCUAUUGCAAUUUUUGUAUAUUGUAAAGCCAUACCUCUUUCUAUAGUUUAUUUUAUUUGGAUCCAUUUCUCCACAUAAGUUGGCUCAAUCCCUGACGCGCACUAAUUGCACUAUGAGUUCCCGAGAAAUUUUGACGAAGAAACCCUACAAAUACUCUCAAGCUAAGAGAUAUACUAAACAGGUAAACUCAUGUAGAAAUUUGGGCAGUGAAUCUAGUGAACCUACAAUUGCUAAAGUCAUUCAGUAUCCUUCUAAGCAGGAGAUAGCUACAUCUUCUUCGUACAGCGGCACAGGGGAGUACUACAAGAGGUAUGAUUACGACAUUGUGCCUGUUAAAGAUACGCUAACUAGUGAAACCUCGACGGACUCGAGGACGGAAAGGAUAUCCCUCACCGAAUCAUAUCUUAACAACAUUGAACGAAACAUCUCCGAGGAAUUGCAAACGGACUCCUCCACGAACACGCUAGAUUCGAGUAUUAAAUUCUUCAAAGUUACUGUCGAAGAGAUUUUUAGUAAAUUCUAUGACAAUAUGCAUGACUUCGAGUUAUACAAGAAGAAAUUUCACGAUAUAUUGAGUAAGGAGCAAGGGGAAUGUGUUGAGGAAAUGGAAGAUUUUAUAAAAGAUAUCAUUCGUCAUAUAAUGUCAUCUGAAUCUUCUGAUUUAAAUCCAAAACUUCAGUAUAAAGAUGUAUCCGAGAAUUCUGACAGCAUCUCAAAGCUAGAAGAUAUGCAAUCAGUAAUGGAAGCGUUUAAAAACGAAAACUACAAUUCAAUGGAGUCAACGAGUGAUGAGAAAGGCAGUAAAAGUAAACAAGAGCUGAAGGACACAGUGAACAAUGCCGAAACACUGAACAUCUAUUUAAUGUCCAAGAACCCAUACCUCAAAAUCAUGAUGAACAAUAACAAUAGUCAUUUGUCUGAAAUUCAAAUCAUGGAGCGAUGUAACUCAUAUAACCAAGGCGUGAGUAAGCUCGUAGCUUCAGCGGAUGAUAUGAAGAUGCUAUCUGCUAAAAAGAUGGAGCUGGCCAUGUUGGAGACGCUUAAAGACGGCCCUGAGUUCACGGAUCGUGAAAUACCCGUCAAAAUUUCCUUUGCUAAAAAAAACAUUCACUCCGACGACGAAAGCCAUCGCGAAUCGAACCGGACUGAGAAAUCUUUCCUAGGAUGCCUCUGCAGCUACUUGUGCAAGAAACUACGUAAAGCUACUAACUUGGGAUAUUAAUUUCAUUAAUAAAGCUCUUGCAACAA